UCAUAAUCAUCUUUUAAUACGACAAAAAGGAGUGUUUUAAUUGUAUUAUACAGAAAAUAAAACCGUGGAAAGAAGAUACAGACAUAGAGCUACCAUAAAUUCAGGACUGAGAAAACGGAGGAAAGCUGAGGCAAAGACAUAAAUAAUCCCCACACCACAUUGUGACCUCAUGUGUCACGCAACGUCAGUGAGUAAACCUCUUGACAGGAGUCAAGUUUAUGUUGUUUUUAUGUAGACGCCGAGUGAAACUAAAUCGAUUGUCAUGUGAUCGSCCUUAAGCUUCACUGAACGGAUCCUGAACUAAUUCAUUUUAGCUUAAUAUAUGUGAAAUUUCAACGGUGACAAGUUCCUAUCUCACGAAGACACACAUAGGUAAGCCACGAAACAAAAGUCAAAAAUGCUUCUACCAGAAACAAAGGUUCGUCGUGGCUCGAUGAUAUGGCCAAUUCUCACGCUCAUUUUCUUCGUCAUUGCUGCUGUCAUGACUUCGCUAUUUGUAUGGGUUGUGCUGAAACCAGAAAACCAAGAGAAAGUAAGAGAUGCUCCAACUACUUUGCCGAAUAUUGACGUCCCUUGCCCUCGACACCCGCCAUUGUUUCGACUUCCMACUCCAUUCCCAACACGAAUCAAAAAGGCAUUGAACAGCAUCAAUACUCAUCUUGUCGAUCUUGUAGAGAGUCCAGAAGUAACAGGAAACUUGUCAGCAAUGUCUAUCAAAAUUGUCUACCUAAAUACAUCCAUUUUUACCGGGAAUUAUGGAAGCAAGGUGUUCAAAGGGUCUCUACCCCCUGAUGAUAACACAAGAUAUCGCAUCGGAAGCGUGACAAAAAUCUUUCCGGUGCUUUUGCUCUAUAAAUUAUACGAAGAUGGAAUUAUARAGUCACUCRAUGACCCUCUUGAAAAAUAUGCUCCYACWUUUUCCAUCAAGAAUCCGUUUGGCGACAAAACUAACGAUAAUAUUACACUCCGGCAAAUUGCAAGUCAAAUGUCGGGGYUACCACGAGAAGCACCAUGCGGAUACCGGUGCAAAAACACAACAACAAGGGAACAACUGGCCUUGCUCCAGUCUCAAUAUCUUGUAGUUAAACCAUACACAAUCCCUUCGUACAGCAACCUUGGUUACGCAUUGCUAGGGCGACUUUUGACUCAGAACCUUCUUAAUACAACAUUCGAAGCGUGGGUCAAGGAGAAUAUUCUUGUUCCACUUGGAAUGAAAAAUACUGGUAUUGAGAUAACAAAGGCUGUMAAGAAGGACAUGGCUUUGCCUUAYUUUCCCAAUGGUACCGUGAUGCCCUUYAUGGAUUUGGGAUGGGCUGGUCCAGCUGGUGAUAUGUACUCAACGACAACUGACCUCAUGAAACUCGCCAAAAUCUUUCUUUAUCCAGAAGAACAAUCGAUAUUCAAACCAGAAACACUUCGYGAGAUGUUGCUUCCUGAUUUUAUCACUAACGAUGGGUUUUGGCUGUGGGGUUCGCCGUUUGAAAUGCGCUUUACCAACCACUUCCUUGCCCGUCAAAAAGGCGGCAACGUUGAAACUUACAACGCAGUAUUCUCCGUUAUACCUGAACUUAAGCUGGCGUUGAGUGUAUUAGUAAAUAACGCCCCUGUUCUGAAAAACAAAGGCUAUACCUGCUUCAAAGUAGCCGAUUUUGUACAUGCAACGUUGAUUCCACCUCUAAACGAAACGUUAUACGAAAUGAAGAGAGGUGCAUCGUUUCCUGUGCCUGCAAAACCGUUCCUUGGAAGAUUUCAAGUGUCUCAGACUAGUAUGCUGACGGGAAAGACAGGGGUUAUUAAUGCUACAAUUGUUGAAGACCAGAAUGUCUUGAAGGUGGUUCCAGAAAUUCCGAUACUCAGAGAGCUUGGUUUUCUUCUGAUAUACUUUGGUAAUCCGUUAGUGUUUCAGGGAUUCUCAAAUCAGGCUGCACAUGGUACUCCRUGUGUGACCUCCCACUUUGGUAUGUAUGGCACUAUUGAGUUUGAACCCCCCGGACGUGAUGGCCUAUCAUGGCGAUUCAGUUCCAAAUCGGUAAAAGUUAAGGGGGUCCGCCUCAGUGAGAAAGAGAGUAUUUCAACUAAGGUAGACAAACCAGAAAAUCUAGAUGAAAUGUUUUACAAUAUCCUGUCAUAGGAAAAUGCUGAAUUGAUAUUCAAGAAUAUUAAAGCUAAWUGAAGUUUACCCACACUCUCUUUUUGAGCUCAGUAUCAAAAGCUCAGUAGUGUUUCUGAUAGGAUAGGUGAUUGUGGCAAGCAAAUGUGCCAUCACCUAUACUUUUUUUUCUGAUUUUCACCUUUGCCCAACCUAAAAUUUAACCUCUUGUUAUGAUAACUCACUUCUUUGGAGAUAAAACAUACUUUAGUUCUGUUCAUUAAAAAAAGAUGUAAAGUUCAAUUUGAGUCCUUUCAAGUGGAAGACAAGCUUGUCGUCAUAUAAUGUAAAAACAAAAAUAUAGCUCGCAAUAAACAUAUAAUGUAAUACUAUAGAGUACAAGAGCUUGUUAUGUCUUUGGACCAAGACAAUUACUUGAAAAUAAUUUGAUAAAAAAUGUUUUACAAUAUCA
Exaiptasia diaphana is the source of this 2561-nucleotide messenger RNA. Its product is annotated as putative beta-lactamase-like 1. The transcript is spliced from 2 exons. NCBI's taxonomy places the organism in Eukaryota, Metazoa, Cnidaria, Anthozoa, Actiniaria, Aiptasiidae. The coding region runs from base 398 to 2131 and encodes 577 amino acids. The record is from RefSeq and is a predicted model, not a curated record.